AUGGCAUUGUCAUGCAAGAAUAAACUCAAGUUUAUUGAUGGUUCCAUCACCAAGCCAUCAGAAGAUGAUCAGAAAUUUGACGUGUGGACGCGGUGCAACGAUAUGAUCGACACUGCUUAUGGAAUAUGGAGAGAUCUGAAGCGUAGGUUCAGUCAACAAGAUCUGUUUCGAAUCGCUGAAAUCAAAUGCGAGAUCUAUCAAGCAAAACAAGGUGAUAAUUCUUUAAAUGAGUACCUCACUCAACAAAAAUUGUUAUGGGAUGAACUCCAAAUUCUUAGGCCUUCUAUAAUUUGUAACUGCACUGUGAAGUGUAAUUGUGGGAAGAAAAUUGAUAAACUGAAUGAACAGAUUGAAAGGGAUAAAUUGUCCAUAUUCCUUAUUGGUUUACAUGAUAGAUAUACUGGUGCAAGAAACCAAAUCAUGCUCAUGAGACCCCUACCGGAUGUGUGUGAUGCAUAUUCCAUGAUAGCUCAACAAGAGAGGCAAUUUCACAUUGGGGCCACAGGUUUUGCCAGUCAACUACACCAAGCUGGUGAGGCUUGUGUUAUUGGGAAUGUUCUAAUGUCUAGAACAAGCAGUGGUCCUCAACAGAAUUUCAUGAAAUUUGCAGGAGGAAACAAGAAACCCAUGUGUACUUUCUGUGGCUUUACAGGACACACAGAGGACAAGUGGUACAAGAAGCAUGGGUAUCCACCUGGUUGGAAGCCAAGGCCAAGAAAUCAAGGUUUUGUUAAUCACACUCAAGGUCUUUUGACAGCCCAACAACUAAACAUUGAUGAAGGUAUUUCUUUCACUCAAAAUGACUUCAAGAAGUUUAUGGAAUUUGUUCAAAUACAAAAGUCAUAUGGGGAGAAAGUGUCUAUGAACACACCACUGGAUCAGUCAGCUCAUGAAGCACAUGCAAACAUCAUAUCUGCUAACCUCAUGCCAGGGACGCAAACUGAAGGUACAAACUCUUCACUUAAACUAGCAGAUUACAAGGAAAAUGAGUGGAUAAUAGAUAGUGGUGCAACUCACCAUGUUGUGUGUAGUAUGAAUCUGUUGACAAAGCACAAAGAAGUUCACAAUAUGCAUGUUGGUCUGCCUAAUGGACAAUAG
Ipomoea triloba (trilobed morning glory) is the source of this 1098-nucleotide messenger RNA. RefSeq lists its product as uncharacterized. The record is from RefSeq and is a predicted model, not a curated record. Lineage: Eukaryota; Viridiplantae; Streptophyta; Magnoliopsida; Solanales; Convolvulaceae. The transcript has 2 exons. The coding region runs from base 1 to 1098 and encodes 365 amino acids.